Messenger RNA from Syngnathus typhle (broad-nosed pipefish), 1364 nucleotides. It is a transcript of the gene iyd, whose product is annotated as iodotyrosine deiodinase. The record is from RefSeq and is a predicted model, not a curated record. Gene Ontology annotation, molecular function: oxidoreductase activity. The transcript is spliced from 8 exons. NCBI's taxonomy places the organism in Eukaryota, Metazoa, Chordata, Actinopteri, Syngnathiformes, Syngnathidae. Bases 467 to 1324 code for a protein of 285 amino acids.
CGCCGGAGGAGAUGCGUCGCUGCCAUCCUCGUCCGCCAUUUCUCCUGACGUCACCCGGCCGGAGAACCUGCCCGGAGGUCCGAGGAAAGGAUCCCGACUCGACUUGACUUCCCGCCUCCCUCACCUCCUCAUACGGGCAGGCUUAGCCUCCCAUGAACCGGCCUGUGAGACAGCCACUGAUUGGCGGCAGCUCCACGGAAACCAUGGCAACCAGCUGUUUUGGCAAUUCCAGCCAUGAAGCGGGAGGCAGACGAGAGAAAUUGGCCUGCGGGUACAGACGCCACGGCCGGGGAACCUACGGAGCGCGGGCCUCGUAAGGCCUGCGAGUUACCAGUGGGGCCUUGACAUUGUGAAAUAAAUGAUGAGACUUGAGCUUACUGCCUGAGCAGCAGACAGGAGCAUCUCCAUAGCGACAAAUCCUUCCGCUCGGAAAACCCGUGUCAACACCGUCGUUGUCAUCCUCGCCAUGGCCAUCUUCACUGCCUUCCUGGUCCUAGUGCUGUGCUUGGUGUUGGGCUACGUGGCGGUGAGGAGCCAGCGGAGCAAAACCGCCGGCGACCCUCGUGGGGGACAAAGCAGACCCUGGGUGGACAAGGACCUGCAGGAGGACAGUGAGGCCAAGACAAAAGAUGAGGAAGGCGAGUGGGCGGACAAGCAUGAAGACGUCCCACAAGUGCCUUACUUGUCGGAGCGCCACCCCGAGGAGGAGAUGCUAUGCAGAGCUCAACGCUUCUACGCGCUAAUGAACCAGCGCAGGACGGUGCGCUUCAUCAGCCCCGAGCCCGUGCCGCGGGAAGUCAUCGAUAACGUAAUACACACCGCAGGCACCGCACCUAGCGGCGCGCACACUGAACCCUGGACCUUCGUGGUGGUCUCCGACCCAGACGUCAAGCACCGCGUGCGGGAGAUCGUGGAGGAAGAAGAGGAGGUUAACUAUCGGCAGCGCAUGGGAGACAAGUGGGUCAAAGACCUGGCCAACUUUAGGACAAACUGGAUGAAGGAGUACUUGGACGUGGCGCCGUACCUCAUCCUCAUCUUCAAGCAGACGUACGGGAUCCUUCCGGACAACAAGAAGAGGGUGCAUUACUACAAUGAGAUCAGCGUGUCCAUCGCCUGCGGCCUCCUGCUGGCUGCACUGCAGAACGUGGGUCUGGUCACCGUGACGUCGACGCCGCUCAACUGCGGCCCGAAGCUCAGGCUGCUGCUUAAGCGACCCGUCAACGAGAAGCUGCUCAUGCUGCUACCCGUCGGCUACCCCGCCAAGGACGCCACCGUGCCUGACCUCAAACGCAAACCACUGCACGACAUCCUGGUGCAGAUAUAAGGGAAGACAUUUCAAAAUGGAAUUAAAUAGGCAAAUAUCA